UUUGAUAUCUAGCUAUCAAAAAAUCCCAGAAUUUACUAAAAAAGGUUUAGUAUCAAAAGCAAGAUUCACUUACUUGAACUAGUAGCACUUUGUCACCGUGGACAGACAGACAAACUUCAUAGGGCAGCUGGUUGGAAAAGUCGAGGGAAGAACAAUUAAAAGAAAUGGAGAAAUUCCUUCAUUCUUUCUUUCAAAGAAAGAUUAUGCCUUCAGAAGCCGGAGAAGAAGACGAUGACAAGAACAAGGAAUGGAGCAAUGAAAAAGCAGAAAGCAGUUGUCUGAACAAGAUAUCAAUGGUUUGGUACAAAGCUUUUUAUAUGUUCUUCAUUGGCGCAUUCUGGAUGAAGAUUGUCUAUCUACCGCUGUACUUCAAACAGAUUGGCUUGCCGGCUCACUAUGCAGGGGUGCUGGCUGGAAUCUCCCCAUUCCUCCGCGGAGCUGGUUCGUUUUUCUUAGGUCUUUUGGCCGAGAAACCAGAAACUCGUAAAGUUGUGUUGCUUAUGAGUCUAGUUGCACAGAUUGUUACACCAUUACUUUGCUUGAUUCCUCAUCCAGCCGAUCCCAUUCCUCAGGGUCCUUAUAUGAAAAAUGGCACAUGGGUCGUUAAUAUAACGUCAAUUGCUCCCAUGGGGGACCCCCCUGCGGAAGAUUUUCUGGAUACUCUUCAAAACUGCUUCAAAGGGAAUUGUCUUGGGUACCAGCUCAUGACAGAUGAUUCGCCAGAGAUACCAAGGUUGAAUCAAAGUGAUCAUGCCAGAAACUCCACCCUUUCAAAGCCUUCCCUUCUCAACAUCAAACUUGACGUCAUAUCGACAUUUUGGAUCAUACUGGCAAUUAUUACCGUGGGGGAGUUCCUUGGUGGUCCAGCGCGCAGUCUCGCGGAUGCAGCUACGCUACAAGCUCUUGGAGAAGACAAGAAAAACUUUGGUUAUGUUCGCCUGUGGGGUAACGUGGGGCAGCUAAUGUUAACGAUUAUCAUUUACGCGUUGUUAAGAUACGAGCACGUGACUCUAAAUGGUAUCGAACAAGGGAACUAUCUAUUUGCAGUUAUUGUGAUCGUGUUUUGGAUGGCACUAGCAUUCCCUACAGCUCUGGGCUUCGCGUGUGACCAUAAGAAAGACAUGUCAGCCGACAUGGAAAGCAACGGGAAGGAAGAUUCAAAUGGCAUUAACAACCUUUCAGAUGUUUUAAUGAACUUUUCGUCUCUUUCUCUUUUGGCAAUCACUUUUUGCAUUGGUAUGCUCAAUGGUACCUUCAACACCUUCAUGUUCUGGUUCGUAAUCGAUAUUGCAGGUAGCAGGGGCAACCUUAUCAUAACCGUAGCCUUAGCUCUCAGAAUCACCUACAUAAUUCUGGCCUUCAGGGUGUCAGGGCCUAUCAUUGGCUUCCUUGGCGUGAUGAAUGUGACACAUGUGUCAUUGCUUCUGUACUCGGGUAUAUUCGUCAUGUAUGGCUUAGUGAAGAACCCUUGGUUGGCAAUCAUACCCGAAGUGUUUCAGAACAUUAUCAAAGCGCUGACUGAAGUGGCUGUGAUCUUGUUCUUUGGAGAAAUUACGCCGUUUAGGUGGGCAGCCACUGUACAAGGGAUCGUACAGUCUUUACUAGAGGGAUUUGGAUUCGGUGUUGGUCCAAUUAUUGGUGGAUUCCUCGUGAUGUCGCUAGGCAUACGAUAUACUUUCAUGUUAUUUGGCGCGUUUGCUACUGGCAUUUGUAUCUUCUCCUUGUGUACACACGGUAUCAACUGGGCUGUCAUGCGUGCUACAGAAGAUCAAGAAAAGAGAUUUUCCGCACCCAUGCCUAUCUCAAUGAAAUAAGACCUGUCCUUGCUUUAUACCAACCCACCAAAAGGGGUCUAAUUUUUUCUACAUAUUUUUAUAUGAUAUAUACACGUUGAGUGGCAAUGCAUCGCCCUACAGUUACCAAUGCUCCUAAGUGAGCAUGAAUAACAUCUUUGUGGUUGCUCCAUUUAUUUUCUCAAUUGCUGGGUUUUAUUUGACGUCAUUUCCUGUCUCGUGCGGAAUGUUCAUCGGCU
Messenger RNA from Actinia tenebrosa (Australian red waratah sea anemone), 2032 nucleotides. RefSeq names its product major facilitator superfamily domain-containing protein 6. NCBI's taxonomy places the organism in Eukaryota, Metazoa, Cnidaria, Anthozoa, Actiniaria, Actiniidae. Gene Ontology annotation, cellular component: membrane. The record is from RefSeq and is a predicted model, not a curated record.